This is a messenger RNA of Penicillium cosmopolitanum, 975 nucleotides long. RefSeq names its product MBL fold metallo-hydrolase. Bases 1 to 975 code for a protein of 324 amino acids. Lineage: Eukaryota; Fungi; Ascomycota; Eurotiomycetes; Eurotiales; Aspergillaceae. The record is from RefSeq and is a predicted model, not a curated record. The transcript has 3 exons.
AUGUUGUUGAUUCAGCAGUUUGUGCAGCCGAAAGUCUGCGGCUACCCCAGACUCAAGGGCCCUUCCUUCUGCUUCUUAAUUACUCACACAUCUGGGCAGAAAUUGUUAUUUGAUCUGUCUGUUCGUCAAGAUUUUGAAAACUUAGCCCCGACGGUGGUCGAUGCCAUCCGCAAUCCCCUUCACGAUUGGCAUCUCUCCACCUCAAGGGACGUCUCCGAAGUCCUCUCCGAUAAUGAAGUCCGGCUGCCCGAUGUGCGCGCCAUAAUAUGGUCACAUUUUCAUUUUGAUCAUGUUGGCAAUCCGGCUUUGUUUCCGGCAGGUACGAAAUUGAUUGUUGGGCCUGGGUCCAGGGCGGCGAUCGGCAAUGGAUAUCCUAAUGAGCCGGAUGCACCUGUUUUAGCCAGUGACUGGGAAGGACGAGAGCUGGUAGAGCUUGAUUUCGGGGAUAACGGCGAUAUUUUGCAAAUUGGUCAGUUCAAAGCUCUCGACUGGUUCGGAGAUGGGAGCUUUUUCAUCCUCCAUACUCCAGGGCAUGCUGUUGGCCAUCUGUGUGGCCUCGCUAGGGUAGAAGAGGACUCAUAUGUUCUCAUGGCUGGAGAUUGCGCCCAUCACCCAGGAGAAUUUCGGCCCUCGUCCCUGGCUCCGCUUUAUUCACCGUCCUCCACCAAUUACCAGUCGAGCCAAACCUCUGGUUAUGGACAAACCGCACCGUUUUUUCAACCUGCAAAGAAUUAUACACAUGAUUACAAUGAGUGUCUCGCAACAUUGGAAGGCAUCGCACAAUUCGAUGCUGAGGACAAUGUCUUCUUACUUCUCGCCCAUGACAAUCAUGCGCUGUCUCUAUUUGAGGAAAAGGAUGACCUUGGAAUGAGGUGGCUCUUUCCGGAGAAGAGCAUAGAUAGGUGGCGAAAGGAAGGACUGAAGCAAGCUGUUCAUUGGAAGUUCCUCGCCGAUUUUGGCCGCUUAGUUGACUAG